AUGGAGAAUAAGAAGAGUAAAGGGCGCCGAAAGAUACCAAUGAAAAAAAUAGAAAAACAAAACGACCUAUAUGCUAGCUUCUCAAAGCGCCGUAAGGGUUUAUACAAAAAAGCUAGCGAACUCGUUACAGAAUGUGACAUAGACAUUGGAAUGAUAAUUUUUUCCCCGACUGGUAAGCCUAUGUCAUUUUUUCACCCGACACUUGAUGCGGUUGUUUCUCGUUUUCAGAAUCCUGAUAUACAGUUAAGUGCAAGUGCUCAUCUAGUCACUGCUCAUACUCGAGAGAGAGUGAAUCAACUCAGUAGCAGGCUUGAAGAACUUGAUACCAUAGAAGACAUUGCAAUUGCUCAAAAUAAAUCAUAUGAUGAAGUGAUAAAAACUAGGCUGAGAGGUUGGUGGGAGUCGGUCGAGCAGCUCAAUGCAGAUGAAGUGACCGAGUUUGAAACUUGGUUAAAGAACGCUAUUUUUUAUAUGCACAAUCGUUUGAAUCAAUUGGAAAGUGGAGCUUCAUCCUCCGGGAUGUGA
Molecule: messenger RNA, 525 nt
Organism: Lycium ferocissimum
Lineage: Eukaryota; Viridiplantae; Streptophyta; Magnoliopsida; Solanales; Solanaceae
Product: agamous-like MADS-box protein AGL29
Exons: 1
Coding region: 1-525 (174 amino acids)
Biological process (GO): regulation of transcription by RNA polymerase II
Molecular function (GO): protein dimerization activity; RNA polymerase II cis-regulatory region sequence-specific DNA binding; DNA-binding transcription factor activity, RNA polymerase II-specific
Source: RefSeq, a predicted model, not a curated record